Umbelopsis ramanniana AG is the source of this 387-nucleotide messenger RNA. RefSeq lists its product as uncharacterized. NCBI's taxonomy places the organism in Eukaryota, Fungi, Mucoromycota, Umbelopsidomycetes, Umbelopsidales, Umbelopsidaceae. Bases 144 to 305 code for a protein of 53 amino acids. The record is from RefSeq and is a predicted model, not a curated record. The transcript has a single exon.
GUAGAAUGAUAUACUCAUUAUCUUUCACACCUUUCGAUUUGUCUUCGCUUCUUCCCCAAUCAACCAAUAUGAAAUUGGAGGACUCAAAACAGUGCGACAUGGCGAUAGGAAUGAAAGCAGAAUAGAAGGGUUUAUUUCUUGUUAUGGUAUUUUGUACAGGUAUAUCACAACCACUACAAUCGUUCAAAAUGUUUGUUUUCCUCUAUGACAAGUCUCCCCCAAUCAUAGCAAUACUGAAAACAGGCACUGCUUUCGUAAUGCAAGGCUGGUCAAUAGGCAUAGUAAGGAAAACGGGGUGUCAAUGAAAAGGAUCAGUAUUAAAACUUGUUUUAAGAAAUAAAAAGAUGCGAAAAGGAAAAUAGAAACAUAAAAGUUUGAUGAGAGAAC